Molecule: messenger RNA, 4070 nt
Organism: Schistocerca gregaria
Lineage: Eukaryota; Metazoa; Arthropoda; Insecta; Orthoptera; Acrididae
Exons: 13
Coding region: 28-1368 (446 amino acids)
Source: RefSeq, a predicted model, not a curated record
AGUCAGCCGCCCGCGCCAGCGCCCGCCAUGGUCCAGCGCGCCUUCUGCACGCCGCCGCCGCCGCUGCCGCUGCUGGCAGCUGUUGUAGUGGUGGUGGUGGUGGUGCUCCAACACGGCAGAGCUGCCACAGCGCUGUUCCCCACGUUUGCCGUCGACUCCAACACCCCUGACGCCAACGCCGCCCCCGAUAUCACGAUAGUCGACGACGUGUUCGCCGACCCCGGCGACGACGUCUUCGCGACCGCCGUCGACCGAUCUUCCACCACGCCAGACUCUAACACCACCGGCAAUGUCGAGGCUGCUGUUCCAUCUGCAAUUGUCGCCGCCUCCAACAGGACGGACAGGGUGCUCAACUUCUUUCCGGUGCCCGUAGACGACGAAUGCCUCUCGGACGACGGACGCCGCUCAGGGGUGUGCCUCAACACGUACGAAUGCCGCAUCCAGGGCGGCGCCUCCCACGGCCCAUGUGCUCUCGGCUUUGGCGUCUGCUGUGUCUUCACGGCGACUUGCGGCCAGGAGAUUUUCAACAACGUGACGUACUUCGUGAACCCGCACUUCCCAGGCCUGUCGACGUCUUCUUCCACGUGUACAAUCACCAUCAAGAAGGUGGUACCCAACGUCAGUCAGCUGCGGCUCGACUUCGUACACUUCAGCAUGGGCCAGCCAAACAGGCGCACUGGAGUGUGUGACUCCGACAUGUUCCUCAUAUCCGCAGGACCAGCGAGGCAGCUCACGCUAUGCGGUCAGAACAGUGGACAACACAUGUACUUUGACGUGGACAGCGUGAGAGACCCAAUUAGCAUUACUAUGAAUUUGAGCAGAAGCGACCUAAACCGAAUAUGGGAAAUUAAGGUGUCCCAGAUUGUUUUCAACCAGAGGGCUCCAGCUGGAUGUUUACAGUACCACCAGGGAGAAACUGGUAUUAUACGAACAAUGAACUUUGCUGAGAAUGGAAGACAUUUAGCCAAUCAGGAUUACCUGAUUUGUGUCAGGCAGGAAUCAGGUAUGUGCUCCAUAGCCUAUGAGCCAUGUGAUGAGAACUCAUUCAGGAUUGGGCCACCAGAAAACCAGGCAGAUGAAGGCUCUGGAGGUGGGGAUACAAGAGAAUGUGAUGAUCGCAUUGUGAUGCCAUGUGAUUCAGAAGACUUCAUUAUGCCAAAAGAAAAUGGUGGAGGAAUGGGUGGAGUGUGUGACUUGCUUCAUUGUGGCAGCUCCUUCUGCAGCCCUGGAGAGGUACCAUGCAGAGUAGAGAGUAGCACAACACCAUUCACCAUCCGUGUGCAGUUUGGUCCUGGAAAAGAGAAUGAGUCCCCCGAUGACAACAUUGGGAUGUGCCUGAGAUAUGAGCAGCUUCCUUGUACGUCAUAAUCCAUAUGGCACUUGCUAGUCAGCUUUGUGUACGCAAUACAACCGUUUGUUUCAGGUUGCAGAUAGAGUGUUAUAUGGAUCAUCAAUGUGCUUCCACCAGAGGAAUUUCCAUAACUUUUGAAGGAUAAUUUUUAAAGCACUACUCACUUGUUUUGACUAUUAGUAAGUUAUUCCUGAAAUUUGUGAUAUGCUGAGGAUGCUGUGUAAUAGAGAAAGGUGAAACCUAUUGAACACACAUACUGUUUUGUUGCUUUUAAUGUAAGUGAGAUUACUUUAAGAUCAUCUUGUAUAUGUUUCAACAUUCAGCUGAGGUGUGUGUGUGUGUGUGUGUGUGUGUGUGUGUGUGUGUGUGUGUGUGAAGUAUUUUUUCUAUGUAUUUGUGUGUAUUUAUUGAAUCAUUUGCUGCUUGACUGUGUGACUCUGUUGCUACGGUAUUGUGCCAAAUUUAAUAUAUUUCUCAAAAGAACUCUCAUUUGUUUUCAAAACAGGAAGUUUCAACACCCAAAUGUAUACUAACUUACUGUGCAACAAACCUAAGCAGACUAUUACAUUUGCUUUGUAUGUUUCUCAUAUUUGUCACUCGAAAGCCAUAUCACUUUCAGAAAUGAGCCAUUUUUUUGUAUUCCAUCCUAGAAUUUCAACUGUUGAAAAUCGAGGUUAAAUGCAAUAUUACUCUCAGUUUUUCCAUGUGAUUAUUUUGUUGUUGGUUGCAAAAUAUUUAUGGAGUUGUUAUUGAAAACUAGUUAUUGUUUCUUUGGCCACAACUAUCAUUAUUUUUCUGAGAUAUGUUAGUUUAGAACACAAGAGUUUUUGCUGAAUAUUCUGUGCUGUUUAUAAUUUUGUCAUUUGUACUUUCAGCUGUGUAUUUAUUUCUUGUAGAUGUCUGUGAUGAUAAGCUGUUUGAAACUUGUGCUGUAGGUGCUUCUCAUAAAUAUUUUUCCUCCUUUCCAAGGCUGAUGCAUCAAGUGUUAUAAAUGCAGUUGUCCUUUUUGGUAUGAGUAAGUUACUUCUGUCUGUCUUCCUGCACAACUGACACUGACUGCUCACAAUUGAGAAAGUCUGUUAAAAGAGAGUUAAAAGAGAGUAAUAGUUUGUGACACAUAAUUUUGUAAAUUUCUAUUGGUUCUGCACCCAUCACUUAUGACAACAUAAGAUAAUUUGUAUGUUUUCCGUAUAUGUGGUUGGAGAGAAAAGAAAUCUCAAUGAACAUGCUGUCCAAAACUUACAAUGUUAUUUGCAUAGAAAUGUGCUACCUUAAAAACAAUGAACUGAGUAAUUGAUGUUUCUGUUGUUCUUUCUGAAAAAUUUCUUUUAAUUUUAUUGACUGAUGAAACUUAGGAAAAAUCACUUCUUUGGUGACUGUGACAGGUGUAAUUAAUGUAGACUUAUUUAUAGGAUAUAACUUAGCGAAAACCUGUUCCUGACAUUUUGAAAACAAAUUUUCAUGCAAUAAUUGCUAUCUUUUGUCGGUAGAUAGACAAAUCAUAAUUUUCAGCAUUUCGAUGGCACUGUCACAUAAGUUCAACCAAAUGUUACUGCUCAUACUCCCCUUAUUUGUAUAUAUACACAAUAUGUCUGUGCAUUCUGUGUAGGUCUAAUAGUGUCAACAUUCUCAUGCAAUUCGUACCAGCAGUUUUUCAAAUUCAUUUAAGUUUCAUUUUCUUCAGACUGUUAGUUACUUGCAUUCUGCAUAGGUGCCUAAUGCUUUAAUUAAUUAAUAUAUUUAUGAAUUACUCAUUAAAGUUGUGAAGUCUAUUACAUGAUUAAUGUUUAGUAGAAAUAAAAAUAAACACAAGAUGUGUGCCAUGGGAGACAGUCACUUUUGUCAGUCUGUUAGUGAAGAAAAUUAACUUUCUCUGUACUGAUCAUAAUAUUAAUUUGUUUUUACAGUGUUGUAUACCUAGUCUGCCACUGUUACUCAUGACAGUAAAAUUUUCCUUUUCAGCCCUCUGAUAAUCAGUGACAAACAAACAUUAAUUUUUCUCUUAAUUAAUUUUUCUUGACAACUAUUUAUUAAAACACAUUUUAGUGUCUUGUUUCCUCUCAAGAUGUGCAAACAAGUAGUCUCAGUCAGCAAGUGACUACAUUAACCUCCUACACACUGGUAUCUGAUGUUGUGACACUUAUAGCCAAUCUGUGAGACAAUCUCCAAUGGCCCAGUAGUAGCAUUUCCAUAAGACUGUGUGCCAGGCAUAAGUCCAAACUGAUACUUCCAUCUGCUAGAGAACUACAAUCUCCAUAUUUGUGCUGACUUGUCUACAAAUACUGUGAACAACAUCUAUUUUAGGAAUGCAGUUUAUAGUUUUUAACUGAUUUAAUUCCUACUGUGUGCUGCCAAUUUAGUGUGUCCAUCUGUACAGGUAGUAUAUUGAGGUGCAUUCAUCUAGCUCCACAACAAUAUUUUCCUAGCACUAAUGUGUCAACUCAGUGGUCCCAUGAUAAAUGUAUUUUCUGGAAACUUCUAGUAUCCAGGACAAAUGGAUCAGGAGAAUGUUGAGGAUAACCUGUACCUCUUUGUAUAUGCACUUUAUAGGCAGUUCUUCAGGUACUUUUCUAGUCUGUAGGAAUGUUACUGUUUAUUUAAUGUCACAGUAUUUAUUCAUUGUACAGUUUUGUCUGACAAUUUCUGAAUGUUAUGAAUUAUUGUAGUGUAAAAAUACAUUUGUAACAACACAAAAAAUAAACUUAAUUUGAAUAUCAAA